AUGUUACUAAAGUUUACAUUAAUAACUAUACUAACGUACAAUGUCUUCGCGUCGAAUGAAUUAGAAAGCUUGCACGGGAUCAACGGAGGUAACAGAGUAACUCUGUGCAUGGAUCCCGGCAUCGAAAAGUACGAGUGCGAGGGUGUUAUAUGGCAAAGGAACUGGGUCCUGGUAAAAGGCAGCUGCGUGGCCGAUAAGGCAUUGUAUCCUGUCAUAGUUCUACGGACCAGUUCUGCGGCUUGUGACAGUAUCGUAACAGAUAUCGAUGUGUCUGGAUCUCGAAGGGUACGUGCUCGCUUCAUGCACCCCUCCUACCCUGCGACUGACAUCGCGCUGCUAUAUCUUGACAGGCCUUACGAUGUACCGGAGCCAUUACGUAACGAUAGCAGCGCUAUACUGUACAAGUUGGAACCAUGGCUAACAGAUACCUCAGUAUUCCCCAACUACCCCCAAGACACGGCUCAAUGCUCCAGUAAAAAUUCAGUCCCGUAUAAAAGUCUUCAUAAUAAGGAAGAAUCUAAUUUUGCAUAA
Parnassius mnemosyne (clouded apollo) is the source of this 531-nucleotide messenger RNA. The record is from the annotation of a GenBank genome assembly. NCBI's taxonomy places the organism in Eukaryota, Metazoa, Arthropoda, Insecta, Lepidoptera, Papilionidae.